AUGUUCCUGACGCUGCUCUGUGUCGCCUUGCUGGAGCAGCUGGUUAUUUACCAGGUCGGCGUCAUCCCCAGUCAGUACUACGAGGUCCUGGGGAACAAGGACUUCUCCGGGUUCAAAACACUGACUGCCAUGGCCCUGACUCUCAUCGUGGUAAACUCCACGCUAAAAAGCUUCGACCAGUUUAUCUGCAACAUGAUGUACGUGAGCUGGAGAAAAUCCCUCACCGAAUACCUCCACAGCUGCUACUUCCAGGGCCAGGUCUACUACAGCCUGCACGUACUGCACGAGGACAUCGAUAACCCGGACCAGCGCAUCAGCCAGGAUGUGGAGAGGUUCUGCAGGCAGCUCAGCUCCAUGGCCAGCAAGCUCAUCAUCUCGCCCUUCACGCUGGCCUACUACACGUACCAGUGCUUCCACAGCACAGGCUGGCUAGGCCCGGUGAGCAUCUUUGGGUAUUUCAUCAUCGGGACGAUUGUCAACAAAGUAUUGAUGAGCCCAAUUGUGUCUAAACUUGUGCAGCAGGAAAAACUGGAGGGGGAUUUCAGGUUCAAGCACAUGCAGAUUCGCGUCAAUGCAGAACCAGCUGCUUUCUACAGGGCUGGGCGAGUGGAGCACAUGCGCACGGACCGGAGGCUGCAGAGCCUGCUGCAGACCCAGAGGGAGCUGAUAGGCAAGGAGCUGUGGCUAUACAUUGGGAUCAACACCUUUGACUACCUGGGCAGCAUCCUGAGCUAUGUGGUCAUUGCCAUUCCCAUCUUUUCUGGAGUCUACGGUGACUUGAGUCCGACAGAGCUCAGCGCCCUCGUCAGCAAGAAUGCCUUUGUUUCCAUCUACCUCAUCGGCUGCUUCAGCCAGCUCAUAGAUCUAUCCAGCACCGUGACCGAUGUUGCUGGCUACACACACAGGAUUGGUGAACUGCAGGAGACCUUGCUGAGCCUUGGCAGGAAAAAAAAUGAUAACUACUCAGAAGCCAAAGCCAGCUGGGAUUUGGACAGCAGCCGUUCUGGGGAGGACCCUGUGCCAAGGGACACAGCUUUCCUUCUGGAGCGAGUGACGCUCUCGGUGCCAUCCACUGGCAAGCUACUCAUCAAGGACUUGAGCCUCAGGAUCUCACAAGGGAACAGUGUGAUGAUUGUGGGGAACACUGGCACAGGGAAGACAUCUCUCCUGAGGGUCCUUGGGGGACUCUGGGAGACCACGCGGGGGAGCAUCAAGAUGCUGACCUGCUUUGGCCCCCGGGGAGUGGUGUUCCUGCCGCAGCGACCCUUCUUCACCGAUGGAAGCCUGCGUGAGCAGGUGAUCUAUCCCCUGAAGGAGAUCUAUCCAGUUUCAGGGUCUGCAGAUGAUGAGAGAAUUGUGCGAUUCCUGGAGCUGGCUGGGCUGACUGAUUUGCUGGCGAGGGCUGGAGGACUGGACGAGCAGGUGGACUGGAACUGGUAUGACAUCCUGUCCCCAGGGGAGAUGCAGAGGCUCUCGUUUGCACGGCUCUUCUACCUCCAGCCAAAAUAUGCAGUACUAGAUGAAGCCACCAGUGCCCUGACAGAAGAGGUGGAGCAUGAACUGUACCGCGUGUGCCUUCAGCUGGGCAUGACACUGAUCAGCGUGGGACACAGGGCCAGCCUGGAAAAGUUCCAUAGCUGGAUUUUGAAACUUCAUGGAGAGGGAAGAUGGGAGCUCACUCGAUGCGAGAAGAUGAAGCUGGGGAAGGAUGCUGAAAAACAUGCCCUUGUGUGUGGAGAGAAGUUUUGA
This is a messenger RNA of Charadrius vociferus (killdeer), 1749 nucleotides long. It is a transcript of the gene ABCD4, whose product is annotated as ATP-binding cassette, sub-family D (ALD), member 4. The transcript is spliced from 19 exons. Gene Ontology annotation, biological process: peroxisome organization; long-chain fatty acid import into peroxisome; fatty acid beta-oxidation. The record is from RefSeq and is a predicted model, not a curated record. Gene Ontology annotation, molecular function: ABC-type transporter activity; ATP hydrolysis activity; long-chain fatty acid transmembrane transporter activity. Gene Ontology annotation, cellular component: peroxisomal membrane. The coding region runs from base 1 to 1749 and encodes 582 amino acids. NCBI's taxonomy places the organism in Eukaryota, Metazoa, Chordata, Aves, Charadriiformes, Charadriidae.